AUGAACACCCUUCCCAGCUCAAGCCCAGCUGAUUUCUUUAUUGCGGCUGGUACUGUCUCGGUAAUCCAUGCGGUCGAUGAAAACACAGUUGUCAAAGUCCGCCCCUCAUCAGGGGAUUUUGAAAUUCAGGCUUACGAUAUUGAAAUUCGCUGUUAUGAGCGACCUGGAAACCAUAAGCACAUCCCAUCCUGCGAAGUCACCGACAAAGGGCUCCUAUUGGAUCGCGGAACUUGUCUUCGGGGCAUGAUUCGGAGUGUCAGGGAGCCUGCCAUUCCUUGGGCUUUGAAGCUUCGGUGGGCGCUGGAAGCCGCGGAAGGUCUUGCGUAUAUUCAUAGCAAGGGAAUUGUUCAUGCUGACGUUGGCUGUCACAACAUCAUCGUGGAUAAUGCCAGACACAUCAAAUUUAUUGAUUUCGCUGGCUCCGGUAUCGAUGGCGAAGAUCCUUUAGUCUGCUAUGAAUGGUGCAGUUACCAGCCGGGUAAUGAAAUUGGCAUCUGUACGGAUAUAUUCGCUUUCGGGUCAAUGCUUUUCGAGCUUGAAACAGGGCGCGUUCCCUACAGCGAGCUGGAAAAGUCUCUUGAUAUGGGAAAGUUGAUGACGGUUGUCGAGGAGUUAUUCUCUGAGCAGAAAUUUCCAUAUGUGGACACUCUGUCUUUCGCGUCUGUUAUUUUGGGUUGUUGGAAUGGCAAAUACAACUCAAUGGUGGACGUCCAUCGAGAUAUUGCAUGUUGUUUUGAGAAUUGCUCCGAGUUGAAUGUGAAUCAGGCAACAUUGGACACUGAAUGA
Penicillium olsonii is the source of this 786-nucleotide messenger RNA. Lineage: Eukaryota; Fungi; Ascomycota; Eurotiomycetes; Eurotiales; Aspergillaceae. The record is from the annotation of a GenBank genome assembly.